CGUGUCGGCUCAUGACCUUUUCUCGCGAGAGCCAGUGCGAGACAAGUUCAAGAUGGCGGAGGCCGAAGUCGGUCGGAAGGUGGAGCGGUGCUUGGCAGAUGCGGUGGUGAAAUUAGGUGUUGGCCUUGGGUUAGGAAUUGUAUUUUCUGUCGUUGCUUUCAAACGACGUCAGUGGCCUAUUACUUUUGGUGCAGGGAUGGGCUUGGGAAUGGCAUAUGCUAACUGUCAACAUGAUUUCCAGUCCCCAUACCUUCUUCAUGGAAAAUUUGUCAAAGAUGAAUCGACAUAGUGUUAUUUUUUUCAGACCGUACCUGUUGCUGCGGAUCAUUUCUGCCUUUGUGUUUGCGAUCAAAAUUCUUAAUGCUGUACUUUGUUUAAUUUUACUUGUCAAACGUCUGCACUAGUUUUGUCAUUAAUAAAGAGUUAACAGUU
Molecule: messenger RNA, 432 nt
Organism: Hypanus sabinus (Atlantic stingray)
Lineage: Eukaryota; Metazoa; Chordata; Chondrichthyes; Myliobatiformes; Dasyatidae
Gene: micos10
Product: mitochondrial contact site and cristae organizing system subunit 10
Exons: 4
Coding region: 53-289 (78 amino acids)
Cellular component (GO): mitochondrial inner membrane; MICOS complex; mitochondrion
Source: RefSeq, a predicted model, not a curated record